UUCCCUUCUUCCUCUGCGUUUGACCAGAAAGAUUCUUUAAUUCUUCAAUCCCGAUCAACCCUAAACCCUAAUCUUCGUGGUUUGUAAACCGUAGGGAACACUUAGAUGGAUAACAACAAUUGGAGGCCUUCCGGAGACCAACGGAGACAACUGUAUCAAUCCCAAAGAACCCUCCCGGAGAUGCCAUCAUGUAUAGGUUCUGAUACUUUAUGAUCUGAUGCUGAACAAAAACCUUUUGUUUAUUAAUUGUAACAUCGCUAGACUCCACGGCACAGACGGAAUGUGGAAAUGCGGUUGAUUGGCAAGAGGAGGUUUUCCAAAAGGUAGUUUUCUUUUUUUUUCUAAUUUGGGUAAUGCUUCCGCCUUCUUAGUCUCGCUGUCCAUUCUGCUUACGCUUAUUAAAUCUCGAAGAGAUAGAUGCAACACGACAGGCUAUCUUUUGUUGCGGACUACUCUGCAAGCCUCGGUUCAUUCGGUAUGGAGGGAGAGAAAUGAUCGACGUCAUGGGGCCACGCCUAUGAAUCCCACCUUGUUAGUUAAGAUGAUUGACAGGCAAAUUCGUAACUGGUGUCUGACAGUAACAGCUACGGGCCACAACAAGUACGAAGCUUUGUUGCAAUGCUGGUUUGCUUCAAGGGAGUAAGCUAUGGUUUUCAAUCAUUUUGAUCUUUCUGAGUUUUCAUGUAAGAGUCAGUAAGACCUAAACAGCCACACUUGAUGUACAAAAAUUAAACUAUACAAGCAGCGUACUUACCAGAUCUUGUCGAAAUCUAUCGGAGAGCUGCAGCCAAGGUGCAGCAAGUAAGUCUUUUUCUAAGAGAGUUGUACCUGCGAGAAUUUCUAUGCAAGACCAUUGCAAAAGAAAGUCAUACAACUUUUUGGAAACCAUUCUACCAAAAGAUGCUUUUGAGGCUCGUAUUUUUACUGUCCAGUAGAAAGUAAACUGUCGGAUGUUUAUUUUGCUUCCCAAACCGACAAAGAUGGACUCUGUUCCGCAGCAACGAAGAUCAGAGCAGUUUGAGAAAUUGAAACAAUUCAAGGCAGCGGUGGAGCGAAUGAUACAAUUCCUUUCGGUGUCAAAGAGCAAUAUCAUACCUGCAUUAAAGGAUAAGGUGGCUAUUUAUGAGAAACAGAUUAUAGAUUUGGUAAAUAUGCUAAGGCCGAGGAAUCCAGUACAGCAAGGGCAGCUUCCGGAAUCUCAGAUGCAGCCUAUCCAGCGACAAUCAUCUCGUGGUAUGUUUUCUUCUCAAGGCCAACAGUCACAAAAUCAGCCAUCCCAGCAGCAGAUGAUGCCCCUUCAGUCGCACCGUCAGCACUUACGUUUGCAAGAACAAUCUAAUCUGCUACAGCAGGACGUGCAACAAAGGCUACAGUUUUCAGGCCAAGUCACAGGUUCCCUGCUUCCACCUCAAAAUGUAGGGGACCAACGGAGACAACUAUAUCAAACCCUUCCAGAGAUUCCCUCAGCAUUUUUAGACUCCAUGGCACAGACGGAAAGUGGUUAUGGGGUUGAUUGGCAAGAAGAGAUUUUCCAAAAGAUCAAAACUUUGAAAGAUGCGUACUUCUCAGAUCUUACAGAAAUCGACCAGGGAGUUGGAGCCAAGUUGCAGCAAUAUUCUCUUCCGCAGCAACAAAGAUCAGAGGAGUUUGAGAAAUUGAAACGAGUCAAGACAAUGUUGGAGCGAAUGAUACAUAUCAUAUCGGUUUCAAAGAGCAAUAUCAUGCCUGCAUUAAAGGAAAAGGUGGCUUUUUAUGAGAAGCAGAUUAUACUUUUCGUAAAUGUGUACAAGGGGAGUAAGCCAGUACAGCAAGAGCAGCUUCCGGAAUCUCAGAUGCAGCCUAUGCAGCAACAAUCAUCUCCGCACGGUAAUCUUGCCAUAAACAGAGGUGACUGGAGAGCUCUACAUCCACCAGCUUCACGCCAGAAGAAUGUCAACACGCUAUUGGAAACACUGAAGAAACAUGUUCCAUAUUCUGGGGAAGAAGGAAUCGAAGAGCUCAUGAGAAUUGCUGUCAGCUUCGAGGAGUUAAUUUUCAACACCGCAAAAAAUCAGAUGGACUACUUUUGCAAAAUAUCCUUGAAGAUGCAGAGUAUGGAAGAGGGAAGCUAAGCGAAAUAAGAGGGGGAAGGCAAGUUUGCAUGUACAGAUUUGUAUAUAAAAAAGCAACCUGCAAGAGUUUAAAAGGAAAGGCAUGAAUAAACAUGUUAAGUGUAUUACCUUUGAAGUGGUUUCUUGUUUCUUAGUAUCGGUAGCAAUGGGAAAAAACCUUUCUUUU
Molecule: messenger RNA, 2277 nt
Organism: Brassica napus (rape)
Lineage: Eukaryota; Viridiplantae; Streptophyta; Magnoliopsida; Brassicales; Brassicaceae
Product: mediator of RNA polymerase II transcription subunit 15a
Exons: 9
Coding region: 951-2111 (386 amino acids)
Biological process (GO): regulation of DNA-templated transcription
Molecular function (GO): transcription coactivator activity; chromatin DNA binding
Source: RefSeq, a predicted model, not a curated record